Molecule: messenger RNA, 1053 nt
Organism: Verticillium nonalfalfae
Lineage: Eukaryota; Fungi; Ascomycota; Sordariomycetes; Glomerellales; Plectosphaerellaceae
Exons: 6
Coding region: 1-1053 (350 amino acids)
Molecular function (GO): oxidoreductase activity; zinc ion binding
Source: RefSeq, a predicted model, not a curated record
AUGACGCACACUAUCCCGCAGACCAUGUUCGCUUGGCGGAAGCAUAGGGGCAACCCUGAGCCCGUCUGGGAGAAGGUCCCCGUCCCACAGACGCCGCCGACAGGGGUUCUGUGCAAGAUCUUAGCUUCUGGGGUCUGCCGCAGUGAUCAUUCGCUCGUCACCAUCGAAAAGCAGCCUGCAUGGUUCCAGGAAUCCUUCACGCUCGGUCAUGAAGGCUGUGGAGAAAUCGUGGAUAUUGGGCCGGAAGUCAAGGACCCCAAGUUCAAGCUGGGCGACGUCGUCGCAAUGCAUGCUGUCCCUGGAUGCGGCGGUGCUGACUGCAACGAAUGCUCUCGUGAUUUGGCCCAACUCUGCGAGAUCGGCCAUCACUCGGGAAUCGGCCAGGACGGUUUCCACGCCGAGUAUGCAGCACUCGAUGUGAGGGGUCUGAUCCAUGUACCAAAGGGUGUGACACCCGCUGAAGCAGCCGUAUCGACGGAUGCCGUAGCCACGGCCUACCACGCUAUCACCAGGCGGGGAGAGAUCAAGAGCAACGAGACUGUGUUUCUUUUCGGCUUGGGCGGUUUGGGAUUCAAUGCGCUUCAAAUUUUGAAGAACCUUGGAUGUCGAAUCAUCAUCUCGGAAAUACGCCAGCAGCUUCUAGACAAAGCCGUAGCUCUAGGUGUCUCGCAGGAGGAUCUGGUUCCUGUUGGCAUGUCGGUUACUGAAUUCGUGGUGGACAAGGGUUACCAGAUCGAUACGGUGCUUGACUUUGUUGGUACUCACCAAACAUUUGAUGAUGCACAACACAUCGUCCGGCGAGGAGGCAAGCUGUUGUGCAUCGGCAGCCUGAACACUGAGAACACAAUUCACAUGAAGAUCGGCACACGCAAGAGACUCGUGUACAUCUUCUCUUACGGCAGUCAAGUCCGAGAUGUCGAGGAGGUCCUACAGUUGAUUGCCGAAGGCAAGAUCAAGCCUCACGUGGAAACUGGCAAGCUCAACGAGUUCGACCAAGUAUUGAAAGACCUGACGCAGGGGAAGAUUGAAUCUCGCUUUGCGAUCAUUCCAUAG